Messenger RNA from Columba livia (rock pigeon), 795 nucleotides. RefSeq names its product olfactory receptor 14A16-like. Gene Ontology annotation, molecular function: olfactory receptor activity; odorant binding; G protein-coupled receptor activity. The transcript has a single exon. Gene Ontology annotation, cellular component: membrane. Gene Ontology annotation, biological process: G protein-coupled receptor signaling pathway. The record is from RefSeq and is a predicted model, not a curated record. Lineage: Eukaryota; Metazoa; Chordata; Aves; Columbiformes; Columbidae. Bases 1 to 795 code for a protein of 264 amino acids.
AUGUGCUUCUUCCUGCUCAACGUCUCUGUCAUUGACCUGGGCUGCAUCUCCACCAUUGUCCCUAAAGCCAUGGGCAACUCCCUCUGGGAGACCAGGGCCAUCUCAUAUGAAGGAUGUGCUACACAGAUCUUUCUGUUUAUCUCUCUUCUUGCAGCAGAGUUUGAAUUUCUCACCGUCAUGUCCUAUGACCGCUACGUUGCCAUCUGCAAACCCCUGCACUACGGGACCCUCCUGGGCAGCAGAGCUUGUGUCCACAUGGCAGCAGCUGCCUGGGGCAGCUGUUUUUUCUAUGCUCUUCUGAACACAGCCAAUACAUUUUCAAUACCACUUUGCCAAAGUAAUUCCCUGGGCCAGUUCUUUUGUGAAAUCCCCCAGAUCCUCGAGCUCUCCUGCACACAUUCCUAUCUCAGGGAAUUGGGGAUUAUUGUGGUUGGUGUAUUAGUAGCGUUUUGCUGUUUUGUGUUCAUCGUGGUGUCCUAUGUGCAGAUCUUCAGGGCCGUGCUGAGGAUCCCCUCUGAGCAGGGACGGCACAAAGCCUUUUCCACCUGCCUCCCUCACCUGGCCGUGGUCUCUCUCUUUAUCAGCAUUGGUGCAUUAGCCUACCUGAAACCUUCUUCCAUCUCAUCCCCAUCCCUGGACCUGGCAGUAUCAUUUCUGUAUUCAGUGGUUCCUCCAACAGUGAACCCCCUCAUCUACAGCGUGAGGAACCAGGAGCUCAAGGAUGCCCUGUGGAAACUAAUGGCUGAAUGCAUUUCAAAAGCAAUAAACUUCCUGUCUUCUGCACAUCACUCGUGA